Molecule: messenger RNA, 11440 nt
Organism: Talpa occidentalis (Iberian mole)
Lineage: Eukaryota; Metazoa; Chordata; Mammalia; Eulipotyphla; Talpidae
Gene: TIA1
Product: TIA1 cytotoxic granule associated RNA binding protein
Exons: 8
Coding region: 2238-2978 (246 amino acids)
Molecular function (GO): mRNA binding
Source: RefSeq, a predicted model, not a curated record
AUAAAUUUAAAAUGCUUUUAAUUAGAAACAAUCUUUUAUAAAAGUAAUUUGAAAAUCUGUUGUGAAUAUUGGGCUUUAAUUUUAACAUUUAAAUAUAAUGUUACAUUAUUUAGAGACUAUCCAAGCAGUUAACAACAAAAGAUUGUUUUCCUGUUAUAAAUCAAUCUUUGGCCUCCAUUGAUCUUAACACCCUUUUCCAAUUAGCAUUAGCUUUUAAGGGAUAAAUUUGCUGCUGUACUUAAUUUUUAAAUAAGUGUCUUGCUAGCUUGGUCAUACUCUAGUAAACGUGUGCUGUGACUAAGGAAUUUAGACCCUUUGGGCACGUCUGUGAUAUGAUGCAUUUUGUGUUAAUAUAUUUUAAUAAAAGGAAACAUUAACAAUUCAACCUAAAAAGCAGUUAUUAAAGGUUAUUUCCCAGGUAACGACCCUUUUGUUGUUGUUGCUGCUGUUGUUAUAAUAAUAAUGAUAAUAAUGCUUUUUAGUUUUUUAUGAAGCACUGUCUUGAUUGCAUUUGUUAUUAAUCAUACAUUUUAGGUUCUUUGAAAAUACCAUACUCAAGUUAAUAUUAUUCAUCACAAAAGAACUUCGAUAUUUUGAAAAGCAUGCCAUAUUAGAGUAAAAGUAAUAAAAUGGUUGUAGUACUUUUUUAAGAAGUAAUGUUGAAUUUAGAAAACAACUUUUUUUAGUGUUUCUUGUUCUUUUAUUACUGUUCAUUCAAGAAGAGUAGUAAAAAAGAAACACUAGCUUUGGUUUGGUUUGAUGAACAGACUAACAACAGAGGUGAGAAGGCGAGGCAACUAGAAAGCAAAUACCAGUAGCGUUGAUGAUGAAUUUUGGGAGUUUUCAUUUGAAGAGUUAUAGUUCAUUGGUAGGAAAAUAAAAAUGCAAGUGAAUGUAAUCUUCUGUAGAUGACAUUUUUCUUUGUGAAAAUGAUUAGGAAAAUCAGUUCUAAUUUCUUGAUUAUUUCUUUUACUCUAUCUUAGGAUUUUGGUGAUGCUUAAAUUGUUUUUAAAUAUCUAAACUGGAGGGUCUUAAUCUUUGGCCUCUUGAAAGGCUCUAUAAAUGUCUGUAUGCAAAAUUUGUGUUUGUUUUCAUUUUGAUGUGGGGAUCUUUAUGAGUUUUAGCCUACUUUCAGAGUAAUCAUAGUUCCAUUAAAAGGAUUAAAGAAUCAGGUCUAGAUAUUUGUUGCAGCUUCCUUAGAGAAUUAAUUUCAGAAAUAAAUAAGAGUUCAGUAUAUCUCAAAGCUAACAUUUCCUGAAACUAAGAAGAAAAAAAUUUCCUAACAUUUUGACAGGUUAAAUAGCUAUUUUAUUAAAUAGUUUGAUAUUGAUUAAAGUAACUUUUCUGAAAACAAGGGAAUUUCAUUUGGAUUGGAAAAAGAUUGUUAAACAAUGAGUUUCCAAAUAAAUGAUAUUCAAAUUUUAGUGAUUUCAUGACUUUUAAUAAUAGAGUAAUACUUUCUUUUGUUAAAGAUAUUGGUAUAGUUUUAGUUUUCAGAUUUGCUUAUGGUCAAUACAUAAGUGAUGUAUAUAUUAUUUUUUUCUGGGUAAGGUCUUUAAGUUUUGUAAUUUUCACUUGAGGGUUAUGCAUAAUGUCUAAACUUUAGAAUCCAAGGAGUUGGCAUUUCUAAAUUUAAGAUAACCAUUUUCAGUUGGUAGCAUCAUUUCUUAAUUGUUUAAAGGAGAUAAGUUUGAUAACUGUAUGUUGAAAAGUUUUCAUGAUAGAUACACUUUGUAGUGCUUCUACAACAAUGCUGAAUUUAUAGAGUUGUGCAGUAGUUGGUGGUCUCUUAAAAUAUUUUGUAUAAAAAAUAUAGUGCCUUCUUUUUUUAAUUUAUAUAGUUGAAACUUCCCAUUCUUGAGUAGGAUAGUCUAGCACACUUGGUAUAGAAAUGAAUCAGCUACCAAGUUAGAUUCAUGUGUACUUACAGAUAAUUUGAUAAGUAUUUUUACAUAUUGAGAAGUGACUUGUAUUAGUUUUCCCUUUCACCACUUCUUCUCAUUUCGACCCUAAACACUUAAUGAAUCACUCCUAAAUUGAUCAAAAUAUGCUGAUGUUUAAUAUAAAAUUAUAUUGCAUGGCUUUCUGACUUGGGUUUUUGUUGUGAAAGUGCCUGUUUUGUUCAUGUGUCCUGAGAGAACAAGCAUUGUGACAUACCUGGCUAAACUUAAAAGCAGAUUGCCUGUGAAGCACAAUUUGAGUCCAAUUUUUUGAGAGAUGCCCGAGUGGUAAAAGACAUGGCAACAGGAAAGUCUAAGGGAUAUGGCUUUGUGUCCUUUUUCAACAAAUGGGAUGCUGAAAACGCCAUUCAACAGAUGGGUGGCCAGUGGCUUGGUGGAAGACAAAUCAGAACUAACUGGGCAACCCGAAAGCCUCCAGCUCCAAAGAGUACAUAUGAGUCAAACACCAAACAGCUAUCUUACGAUGAAGUUGUAAAUCAGUCUAGUCCAAGCAACUGCACUGUGUACUGUGGAGGUGUCACUUCUGGUCUAACAGAACAACUAAUGCGUCAGACUUUUUCACCAUUUGGACAAAUAAUGGAAAUUCGAGUCUUCCCAGAUAAAGGAUAUUCAUUUGUUCGGUUCAAUUCUCAUGAAAGUGCAGCACAUGCGAUUGUUUCUGUUAAUGGAACUACCAUUGAAGGUCAUGUUGUGAAAUGCUAUUGGGGCAAAGAAACUCUUGAUAUGAUAAAUCCUGUGCAACAGCAGAAUCAAAUUGGAUAUCCACAAGCUUAUGGCCAGUGGGGCCAGUGGUAUGGAAAUGCACAGCAAAUUGGCCAAUAUAUGCCUAAUGGUUGGCAAGUACCUGCGUAUGGAAUGUAUGGCCAGGCAUGGAACCAGCAGGGAUUUAAUCAGACACAGUCUUCUGCACCAUGGAUGGGACCAAAUUAUGGAGUACAGCCACCUCCGGGACAGAAUGGCAGUAUGUUGCCUAAUCAGCCUGCAGGAUAUCGAGUGGCAGGGUAUGAAACCCAGUGAAAAAGGACUCCAGAAUCUAAAGCCAGUGGCUUGAGGCUACAGGGAGUGUAGUAAAGCAGUUGUUUACUUAAAGAUUUAUCAAAUCAGUCAGUGCAAAUGUCAGAUACAAUGUAUUUAUUUAAAAAGAUUCAUUUUUUAAUCAUGAAAUUACUUAUCAUCCACAUUGUUUUAAAAAGAAACAAGAUGCUGGAUGUCUGCCAAUUUUUGCCUUCAUUACCUUUUUUGAUAAAGUUUCUCAGAUCCUUGUUUCAAAUAUAAAUGCAGGGAUUGCUGCCACUUUUUUAAAAUUAAGAGGCAGAAAAUUGCACAAUGUUGAACUUUUUUCCACUAAAGUAGUGUGCAGUUCUAGUUUGCAUUCCUGAUAUGAUUUAAAACAUGUAAUAUAAAGAUGUAAAAAAGAAAAUGGAAAGAAAAACCAAAACUGUGCAGUUUUGAAGUUCUUCGUAAUCUUCAGCUUGUGCACAAUUUUGUUUUAGGUUUUUUGAAAAAGGCAUUGUUUGAACUGUCCCAUCUCCACUGUUUACCCUUUGGGAUUUUUAAAUAUAAAUUAUUAGUUUACGUCAUUUUUGUAUCUACAUUUUUUUCCACAAAUUUGUCUUGCCUUAUUAAAGUUCUGUAAAGUAUACUUAAAUGGAAAAAAAAUGAUGUUCACUUAGAUUGAAAACUUUUCUCAGAUGGAUUGAUAUUUCAUUCCUCUUGUGUUUUCUAUGAGAAGGUGCCUCAAGAAUUCCCUGUUAGAUUUGUUUUAAGGGAUUUUUAUCUUCUGUGAUAAACUUUGCAGUAUACCAGGAAAUAUAAAAACAAAAAACUUGUUACUAAAGAAAAUCUCUAAAAUGUGAUUAAGUUCUUAUGAACCCAUGUUAAUGUCAUGUGUCAACUUCUACAUUUACAUGUAUUAUUUCAUUAUGUAAAAUGUUUUUGCAGUUUAAUAUUUUGCACAGUUAGCAAACUUUCUAUGUCAUUUCCUUCAUAAAGGCAUCAUGCAGAGUUGACAGGAGAUUUAUAAGGUUUUAAGUUGUUUGCAUGUGAAUAUCAAAUACAUACUUUGGUAGUCUUUGAAUACAAAGUCAUCUGCUCUUUGUUUUUCAAGAAUUUUGAGACAAAGCUGUAUGUAAGGAAUAUAUUAAUUUACCAUUUUCUAGUCAUAUUUACUCAAAAAGAGUAAAUCAACUUAAUAUGUACAAAUGAUAGCUGUGAAACUGUAGAAUAUCCUUAUGUCAGGCCUUGGGGUUGCUGUGAACUCCAAAGUUAGCCUGAAGGACCAGCCGGGCAAAGCAUUUUUUUAAUGUUCAGAGGCCAAAAGAUAAACAAAAAAAACCUUAAAAUCCUACCUCUUUAAACAGCCUUCAAAGAGGAGAAUCCUCAGUGCAAUCAUUAUUUUGAUUCUUCUGGUACCUGUUUCCUUGGAGUCCCCCAAUUUUGUUAUUUUGGGGUGACUCCGAACAUUAAGAGGUUUAAUCUUUGAGGGCAUUGUUCUAGUUUUAAAAUUUGUAGUACAUUUCAGAGUCUCUUAGAAGAGAAAGAUUGUGGGAGAUUUUGUUUUAUUUUCAGUAUAGGUCACAAACGACUUCUUGACUCACAAAGGGGAAGGAUCCCCAUUAUACAUAUUUGGAUGGCUGGUUGUUUUUAAGAGCCUCAGAGAGCGCCUAGCAUUUUAUUUAGAAACUGAAAAGGCCUUUGAAAUCUUAGAGCUUCUUGGCCUGUAUCUUCCAGGUAGGAGCAAAUGACUCUGAACUGGUCUCUAAGCCAAUACUCUUGUAAACCAGAGCCCAGGAAGACAGCCCCUAAAUGUAUAAUUCUCUGGAGCUCAAUUCUAUGCAGUUGUACUGAUGUUUCAUUAAGUCACUGUGUAUUUUUAAAUGUCGAUACAUUAAAAGUUGCUUUAUGGAAGAUAAGUAAAUUUUUUAAAAACUUGGAAAUUUCUUUUCCUUGUUAACUUUUAUAAAUCAGGGCAUGCAACCAAAAGCAGCUAAAAUGAAAUACUCAAAAAAUAAAAUAAAAAGCCAGGAAAGUUAUUUGUAGAUUCUUCUGGUUUACGUUUUUACAUUUAGGACCCUCAUUUUUCACUUGCUACAAAAUAUUUUAUUUCCUAUACAUCUGUGGACUGCAGGGUAAAUUAUUUGGACAAAAAUAAUUAAAGCAAAAGUAUAGUUUUUCUUUCAUUUUGACUAUCUCAAGUAAAACUUUUUAUUAGCCAGUGUAUUUUCUCAUUGCACAAAUCUUAAAAUGUACAUUGACUGCUUUUUGAGAAGUGGUAUUGUGCAUGAUGAUAAAACUACUACUGAACAAAUUCACAUUUCAGGAACAUUGCUAAUUUUGGUUUAAAUCUUACUCUUAGUGUUAAAAGAAAUCUAAAGAUUUUUCAAUCUAAAAGUAAUUUUGGUCUUAAUAUCAGGUAAGGAAAUUAAGUUUUAAAGAAUGGUUUCUCUGCAAUAUGCAUUCAGAUUUUAUUUUAAAAUACAUCUGGUACUGUAAAGAUCUUGAAGUGAUUCACACUUAAUGGGUCAUUAAUCCAGUAUUCUUUGCCCUGACUAUUUGGAUAUUAAAGUUCCUUUAUGUUUUCUAUAAACCUGUGGGAUCUUUUUGCAGUGAUUAUUGUGUGUGAGAUUUUUUUUUUCUUUUUCUUCUAGCCAUUUUGCUGUAUGAUUCACAUAGGUACUUGUUAGAUUUUUUUAAUCUUAUUCCAGAAAUUAUAGUUACAUUGGGUUACUGCUUAAUAACACAAAAAAUUGACAUUCUGCAGAUUUAAGUCACUAGGAAACCAGGCUUUUGUUUUCCUUGUUGGUGUUAUCUGUUGAAGAUUACAGUCACAUUCUUUUUUUUCCUUCUGUUUUCUUUCUGUGCUUGCUCAUUCUUCCUUUUGGAUUUGUGUUAGAGUCCCAUUACAGCUUAGGGCAGUUUAUAAAGACAAGAUUGCAUACACAAAAAGAGUUAGGUUUAAUAAAUGCUGUAAGGUGCUCCUGAGGUUACAGUGGAGUUGAAAAAAUAAAAUGUGUUUAUAGAAAAUAAAAAGCAAACUCUUUCAAUGAAAGAGUGAUGAUUUCUAAAAAUAGUAUGUGGUUUUUUUUUUUUGCCCACAAAGGAUUAUUUUCUUCUUUUCACUCACUGCAUUUUUUACUAUUGUAUUUAGAACUUAAAAAUUGUAACUUCAGAACAACUUUUUUUUUUUGAGUCUUAAUAAAAUUUGUGAAUGUGUCUUAAUUGAAUAGGAUUGUAUUCUGUGACCUCUAAUGUUGGAGGCUGGAUUUAUUCUGAUAGCAAUUCAACAUAAAAAGUUAAAAAACAAACUUCUGACUCCAUUACUAGACUAGGAUGAGAUGCUAUACAGAAAAUAGGGAUUAGCACAAAUUUACAUAAUGGAUAAAUGAGAUCUUUAGCUCCUUAGCCUUGUUCUACUCGAACCCCAACAUCUCCACUUAUACACACGAGACAGUGUUUGGAGGAUCCUUCUGUGGAAAAACUAAAAUAAUUCUCAAGAGAAAAGAUACAUGUUGACAUUUGUGAGUCCCCAUUACAAAACCAACCGAGCACUAAAACCCUCAUGAGGAGUUUGCCAUUCAAUAAAUUCUGCCUAUGUACAAAAAUCUUCCAAACAGGUUUUUUUAGUACUUCAUUUUUAAGUAAGGGCAGCUGAAGAUUACCAGAAAUUGAGGAAAUUUUUGGUUGUGAAGUGUAGAUCUAAACGAAAGCAACUUUCAAGAAGCAGAAAACUUAACAAAAACUGUUAUAUCCUAAGAUAAAGGAAUAGUGUCUUCAAAAAAUUAUAACAAAAUACUAAUAAAAUGUCAAAACAUGAAAUUAAAAUACAAGUAAAUUCAGUGAGAAUUUGAAAGACAAGGAAAUGUACCCAAACCAAAAGUGGAAUGGAAAAUAUAUAACUAUGACUCAUUUAAUGAGCUUUCUUUUAUAACCAAUGGUAGUUCCAGGAAAAAAACAUUGAAAAAAUUGGGGAGUGGGUGGAAUUUAUUUGAAAAUAUUCCUGAGGAAAUAAGUCUCGAGUGAAAGAGUGUUUUUGAAUUAGCACAAUAAAAAUAAAAGAUACCAAAAAAGGCAAUACCACCAUGAAAUUUUAGGACAUCAGACAAGGAUAUUCUGAAAUAUACCAAAAGGAUUGAGGAUAGUACUCAGCAGCAUCAUUGGAAGUGGAAUUAAUGGCGUAUUGUCUUCAGACUUUUGAAUUGUAUAUCCAACUGUGUAUGGUCAUGAGUGUCAGUAGAAUAAAGGUAUAUUUAGACAUGCAAGUUAUCAAAAGAUUUUCUUCCCUUUCACCCGUUCUCAGCUACUGGAUACUCGCAAUCAAAAUAGAGAAAAUCGAGAGAAAAAUAGAGCAUAGUGUAUAGAUACAGGAACCAACACAGGAGUGACAUAAAAGCUUAACCGCUGUGAAACAACUUGGCAUCCAAUCCAGAAUGGUGGUCAGGACUAUUGUAGAUAAUUGUAUAUCUGGACAUUUUACAGAACUGGGAGUGUGAGAAGAUCUAAAUGUUGGGAAAAAAUCAGGCAAAUGCAGAAGGGCAAUGCAAAAGAAAAACAUUAAGGAAAUACUUCCCUUCUGAACUAACUGUAUGCACUAAGAAAAGUUCCUGAAUAAAUAGCCUUAAGUUCAUAUAUUCAUAACUAUUUUUACUGCUUUGGUUUUUCUCUGGCAGCUCCAAUUCUAUUUUAGAUCUCUGUCAUCUGUUUCUAUCAUUUAGACUUUUUUUUUGUUUGUCAUUUCUAAUCUCUGUUCCUUAAUGUGCUUCCUGUGGUAUCCAGUCUCACAUUCCUUUCAGUGUUCAUUUAGGAAAUGCAUUUGUUCUUCUUUCUGUAUCCUAAGUUCUGUUUCUACUUCACUUAAGGUACAUCUCAUCCCUGGCUCUCUCGUUUUUCAUAGCUGCAUUUGCUGCAUUCAAUUUUUUUUUCAAUUUCACAUUGGAAUGUUGGUAUAUUUUCAGCUGCUUUGUAGGAACGUUCUUCUUUGUCUUUUCCAGGGGGAAGCUAAGUGCAUUUUGCUAGUCCCUCAUAUUUUUAAUUAGAGUAUCUUUGCACAGCUUCUGUGUUUAUUCCUUUCUAUUUAUUCAUAUUUGAAACAAUUGGAUUUUCCUAGACCAAGUUCCAGUAGGAGGACGAAGCAGAAGGAACCCUGUCCAGCUUGCUCAUCUCCUAUCAGCUGCAAUAAAUUGUCUCUUUAAAUCCUUUCUCUUGGGCUGAAUCCUUUCUCUUGGGAUGUCACCCGUUUAGAAGGGGUUUUGUGCCAGCUCCAAGUGCUCUCGAUUACUUGCUCCUUUAAGGGAACUAGACCCUGCUUUUCUAGAUGAUCCCCUAACUUUCUGAAAGAUGGUUGCUUCUGGAUGCCCUAUCACUUCAUGCAUCUUCCUUCAUUGCCUCCCCCAUUCCCCACCAGCACUCACUUUUUCAAGUCCUUACUGCGGGCUGCACUCAGAGUUGAGCUCUGUUCACAAAGUGAUUAGUUGUUGAUGAUUCCUGAGAUCUUCCUCACCAGUCUCCUCGCUCUAUAAUUCCACACUACAGUUUAUUGGCCUCCCAAAAGUUUCUAUGAUGUGAAAUUUGUUUUUGUAUAUUUUCUUCUUCAAUGUGAAAUUUAUAAAUUUUUGGUCUUCCCAAUUUCACUUGUGGGAGGCAGGAGGCAUCAUUGGUCACGUUUCCCUUUACUCUCUGGUUUCCAGAAGUGAAAUGAUCCAGAACCAGGGUGCUAACAUGUUUCUACUAGAAUGAGAUGCCCAAACGAAUAUUUUAAACAUUUAAUUCUGAUCAUGACAUUCCCCUGCUUGAAAGCCUUUGUUUACUUCUCGUUACAUGUGAAUGUAAUCUAAAAUCUUUAAUAUGACCUGUAGUGCCUUCUAAAGCGCAAUCUUAUCCAACUUCACAGCAGUCCAUUCCCCAGUGUCCUAAAAACCCUUCCAUGCCACACUCAUUUUUCUUAAAUAAAUAAAUCAUAUCAGUCACUGUCCAGUCAGUAGAGGUGGAGAUCAACACUGAAAUUUGAAAAGGGAAAUUAUAAUAUAAACAGCUGUUAAGUAGUGAAAAGUAGUUUGCUACUAAAAUUUGCAGGUGCAAAAAAAAAAAUUGUAAACAGUAAACAAUGAAGGAACUAAGGGUUGAAGAGAUUCCACUUCUUUAAAGAUUAGAGCUUGCUUAUCAAAGGAAUGGCAGGCUGGUGAAGAAAUAAGCCACAGGGCAUGGCCAGAGCUGAUCCACAAAAGCUGCCUAGUUGCCAAAGAGCACAGAUGGGCAGGAUCUUGUCUACUGAAGUAGUCCAGGUGGGGAAACAGCUAGGGUUGCAAGAUUUUGCAAAUAAAAACAAGCCCCAAUACUGCAUGGAUUAUCUUCAUACUAAAAAUGAUUUGUUUAACUGAAAUUCAAAUUUAACUUCAGUGUCUAUUUUAUCUUAAUCCUACAGACCGAUGUAGAUUGUGCAGUCAAAGCUGCCAUGGAAGCAGCUGCAGGAGGGGGAGGUCUCAAGAACCACUGAGGGAAGCACCACUGGGUCUUCCAUACACUGAUCCACUGGCUCCUGCCCACACUGAGUAAAAAGAAGCAAAACCUGUAAGGGAAGUGCCUUCCUGCCACUUGCACCUUACACUGUUCCACCAGUUCUACUGAUAAAGCCUAACUGACAAAGGAGAAAUGUUGCACAAAGCAAAGCAAAAGAAGGGUGGAUUGGGGACUGAGAGACUCCCAUCACAGGGCCUUGCCAUCUGAACACCUUUUGUCUGCCAAUCUCCACUUAAAUGUCACUUCUUUUAACAGGCCUUCCUUUCUUUACCCAACAGUGUAAAUAAAUAGUUUUCUCAAAUUCUCUUACACUUUUUCCUUUAUAGCAUUUGCCAUAAUUUUUAUUUAUAUAUUUGUAUUAUAGCUUUAAAACAUGUGUUCCCACUAGUAGCUAGUGACCGUUUUCUUCAGUGCUGUAUAUAUCUGAUACAUAGUAAAUAAUGGGUGCUUAAUGUUUGUUGAAUUAAUUGGUAAAUGAAUUAAAUUGUUAUCUCCAACUAUUGGUUUUGACCAAAUGGCUUUAUGUCAUGUGCUAAUAGUACUGCCAGCUAAAUGAGUGGAUAUAAGGUAAGAGAGAAAACUGAAACAAAGGACCAAAUGAGAGCCAAUUUUUUUUUCCAAUUCUUUAUGCUAUACUAAAUAAUUUGAAGGUUUUUUUAAUCUGAAAGGCCCUACAAAACCAUUGAUUUAACUUGUAUUUAGUUCUUUUAGGUGUUUGGCUUGAAUAAUCACGUGGAUGGUGGGAUUAGUUACUGGGGAAAAGGAGAAAUUUUUGAGGGUAUGGACAAAAGCUACUUGGAGGGCAAGAGAUGAGAGAUGAAGAGUUUCACCAUUGAAAAUAUACGAGUACUUGGAGAUGGGUGACAUUCAAGUAGAAAUAUCCAGUAGGUAGUAAUACAAAAUUGAGGAGGGAGAUUCAGACUGAAUAUAGAGAUGGGAGUCACCCACAUAAAGUGGCAAGCACCCAGGGAAACACUAGAGUGAACAGACAAAGGGCGAACAUCAUAGGUCCAUUGGUGUUAAAGAGGGCAGAGAAGCUUGCAAAGGAGAAUUGAGUUGCCUGACAGAUGAGAAAUACUGAGUGUCCUAACAUCUUGAAUCAAGGAGGAGAAAAAAAAUCAAGUAAAUAGAAAUAGCCAAGAGGAUUAAAUAUUGCAGAGAGGAAAAGUACAAGAAAUGGUUUUUUUAAAAAAAGGCCACUGGAUUUAGCAGUAAUUGAUAAAUUUAAAAUGAGCAUUUUUUUAGUGAAAUAGUGGGAACAGACAGUAGUGGUUUAAAGAAUGGGAGGUGAGGAUAGUUAGCUAAUCCAGGUUCAUUUGUCUGUGGAAGGAAGGGGGGGAGGGGCAGCGGUGAGAGGAUUCACCAGAGACAGAGUGGGGAGCAGAACAGGCAGAUUGACUGAAAUACACUGCUGAGGGGAGCAGUGGGCGAGGCAGAAGAGGUCUGCUGCGCCAUGUGGGUCAGCUCCCUGGCGGGGAUCAAACUUAUGUUGCAGUGGCUAUCCAUAGCUUGAUAGCACUGAGACUUAACCCCUGUGCCAAGAAAGCAAUUUUUAAAAUUUCUAUAUGGUAAACAAUAACUCACAAAAGUAAAUGACUACCAAAAACAACCCCACCAUUCAUUUGGACACAAAAUGAAAAACAAAAGCAAAAGCCAUGAACUGCUUUUCAUAUAAAAAGUAAAUUGGAGUUAAAGUGCAUUUUUUUUUUUUUUGUGCAUGUGUGUACUGUUUUUCUAGGAUACUUAGAAAUUGAGUGAUGGGCUAAAAAUGUGAAUUGUAAAAAUUGUAUUUUAUAUAUCAAAUUUCACUUGUAAAAGGUUGCAACAUUUUACAUUCCAAAUAAUUUCAAAGGCACUAUUUCCCCUAUCUUAACCAAAGCUGAUCAAUAAUGAACUUUCAUUUUUGCCAAUCUCAUGCAUGUAAAUAAUCUGUAUUUCCCUGUUUGCAAGUAAAAUUAAUAAUUUUC